UCUUCGUAACUGCGAUGUCACGCUCUAUGCCAGCACCUGAUCAGAUACCCUGGCCAACUUAUUUUUUAUAAGUCUUCCGUGCUAUAUAUACUUCGAAUACCCCCCCUGACAUCCUCCAGUCCACCUCCGUGGCCAGAGUCAUGUCUGCUGUAUCUGCAAAGCCGGAGUGUCCUCCUCUCGAUGGCUCACUCCUAUUUCCAGAUAUCAUUGACUUUCACAUGCAGAGGAAUGCCGCUCUCCCAAUAUACAUCUUUCCAGACACACAAACUGGCACAUUAACUUCCAUUUCCUACCACGAAUUCGGCAGAGCUGCUCAUCGAAUGGCCCAUGCACUACGUCCCAGCCGCACUGGAGUUGAAGGGGAGGUAACAGCAAUAGUUGUUCACACAGACACCCUCCUGUAUACAACUUUGAUAGCCGGUCUCAUGAUCGCAGGCACUGUGCCGUUUCCUAUGUCUCCUCGCAACCCUCCACAAGCCAUAGUCGAUUUACUUCUGCGAACCAGUUGCCGUCGUAUAGCAUCCAUUACCCCAAACCACGCCGCUCUCCUUGAUGAUGUCCGGCGCCUUAUGGGGAAUAGUGGUGCCGGCCUGACAAUCAUCGAGAUACCACCCAUAUCAGAAGUUUACCCUCAUUUGGGUAACGAAUCACUUGUCCACCCAUUUGUGCCAUACCCUAAACGCUCCACCAUCACGCGCAUAACCGAGACCGUUUUAUAUAUGCAUUCUUCUGGAAGCACCGGCUUCCCUAAGCCUAUCGCUCAAAAUCACAGGGGUCAACUUAGCUGGAUGAACGCCCCUCUGUUAUGGCAAUACAGGAACUACCCAUCGGUCCGUCUCGGCGUGAUGGCCCUUCCUCCAUUUCAUAUAUUUGGCGUGGCCGCACAGCUGUAUGCAAUGCUUAUCGGUGUUACAGCAACAUUAUACGCGCCUACGUCCGUGGGAGAUCGGCGGACUCUACCUACCAUUCCGACAUCGGACAACAUGAUUGAAUGCAUCAGCCAGACCGGGACCAAUAUCGUUCUUUGCGUUCCAUAUCACCUCGAACAGUGGGCCGAUUCGGAAGAAGCACUACAGGCGCUACGAAAGAUUGGAUACGUUGUGUAUGGGGGCGGCCCUCUCUCGGAAAAGAAAGGAGACUUUCUUACCACCGCUGGAAUACCGCUUGCACAGCUUUACGGUGCGACAGAGUGUGGUCCGGUCUCUAUCCUUCCUCCUCGAGACUCAGUCGUCAAUGGCAACCCAUACUGGCAGUGGGUCGAGUUCUCCGAUACAGUCAAUAUUCGUUGGGCUCCUCAUGAUCUUGAUCUAUACGAAUGCCAAGUCUUGGUAAGUGUCAAGGCACAAUCAAAGCCAUGCGCUGCAUCUGCGCCUUUACAGCGAUCAGACAAACUUCAGCCGAGCAUCGAAAACCUUCCCGAUGUGCAGGGUUAUGCCACCAACGACCUUUUUGUGAAACACCCAACCCAGAAGCACUUGUGGAAAAUUGUUAGUCGAGCGGACGAUGUUAUCGUCCUAUCCUCUGGGGAGAAGACUGUCCCAUCGCAGAUGGAGACGAUCAUCAGCUGUUGUCCCUAUGUAAACGGCGCCGUCAUGUUCGGGCGUGAGCGAAACCAAGUUGGAGUUCUGAUCGAACCUACCGUGGAUCAUUUCAUUGAUGUGGAUAAUGAGGAACAGGUCGCCCAGUUUCGAAACCGAGUAUGGCCAUAUGUAGAAGACGCUAAUGCAUCUGUGCCAACUUACAGUCGUAUUUUCAAAGAAAUGAUUCUAGUCGCUCGUCGCGCCAAGCCUGUGUCCCGGACUAUGAAAGGCACUAUCCAAAGAAAGGCGACACUCCAGGCAUAUGAACAAGAAAUUAAUGCACUAUAUGACGUCGUCGGACUCAGUCAUGAAGUUGGCGACAAUACUUUACCAUCACAAUGGACGGAGAACGAGUUAGCCUUCUGGUUGUUAUCACAGGCCGCGAAUGUUAGGACGGAUCUCAAUCCAAAUAUAGAUUUAUUCACGCAGGGCUUUGAUAGCUUAAGCGCCACUUACCUUAGGAAUCGGCUCAUCAGCGGCCUACGGAGGUCAUCCGAACCAGGGAUGCAGCGUAUUUCCUCCCUUAUCACGCAAAACAUCAUCUUCGAGAACCCUACAAUCAAUUCACUGGCACGGAAGGUUUCUGCCCUCAUUAAAUGUGCGGAUGGAAAUUCGGAGUCCGUACGAGACUCACAUAUCAGCGCAAUCGGUUCCAUGAUUGAAAAAUACUCUGCUGAUUUUCUGAAACUUGAGUCUGGCUCGACGGAGAGACCUGCGAAGCGAGCCAGGCUUGAUGGCGGGCGUGUCGUGCUCCUAACUGGUUCCACCGGGACGCUAGGAUCCUAUAUGCUUGCUGAUCUACUUGGACGACCGGAGGUCUCGACAAUCUAUCUUCUCAAUCGAUUUUCUGCGGCUCCAGGAACAUACAGCAGUCUGCGUCAGCUCAAAGCGUUCGAGGAGAGAGGGCUGAAUACCCGACUCCUAACCUCGUCGAGGAAGAUUUUUUAUCUUGAGGGAGACAUCUCUCAGGACAGAUUAGGUUUGGCAGCUCCCACUUACGAACGGCUCAAAUGUUCGGUGACCAUGAUCAUCCACAAUGCAUGGCGUGUCGACUUCAAUUUGGCGCUUUCCUCCUUUGAACCUAAUAUUCGGGGUACGCGGAUGCUUCUCGACCUAGCGCUCGCUUCUCCGCACGCUGCUUCUUUGCGGUUCAUAUUCGUUUCGUCCAUCGCAUCCGCAUUGGGUUGGGAUCCAAGUCAGGGUCCGGUCCCAGAGGACCUUCUCAGUGAUCCUGCUAUGGCAAUAGGUUCUGGGUACGGAGAAUCGAAGUACGUUGCCGAACAGAUCAUCGCCCGAUCCGGUCUGCAAACUACUUCUCUCCGAGUAGGACAGAUUGCCGGUGGGCCUACAGGGGCUUGGGCUACGACUGAUUGGGUUCCUAUCCUUGUCAAGUCGAGCUUGGCGCUCGGUUCGCUUCUUGACCUUCCAGGGGUCGUGUCGUGGACACCCGCGGACCGCGUUGCUGCUGCAGUUCUUGACGUUGCGCUGUCCGAGACGCAUGUCCCAGUUGUCAAUAUCACGCAUCCGAGGCCUGUGCAAUGGCGGACCAUCUUCGAGGGCGUGAGAGAUGCGCUUGUAGGUUCUGGCCAAAUAGAAAACCAUGAUUCACAUCCGCAUCCGCAUCCGCAUCUGCUGCCGCUAGAGCCUUAUUCAGGGUGGAUGCAGAAAUUGGAACGACGCGCGCAGGCCGCGAAGGAACGAGAUUUUAAUGAAGUCCCGGCGCUCAAAAUUCUUCCUUUCCUUCGAGGUUUAUUGCGGCCCCAGAACGAAAGUAGUACUGGUUCUGGUGAUGCGGAGGUGGAGGCAGAGGCGGAAGCUGGUAAAGGCCUGCAGUUUGUGACGGACAAGGCAUGUUCGCUGAGCAGCACGAUGCAUCUUCUUGCUGCGCGGGAGUCUGAAUGGCUUGGACCGAGCCAUGCGCAGGCGUGGGUGGAGUAUUGGGGAAGCAAAGGGUUUUUCCAAUAACACCGACACCCAAAGGUCAGUGGUCCA
Molecule: messenger RNA, 3572 nt
Organism: Suillus clintonianus
Lineage: Eukaryota; Fungi; Basidiomycota; Agaricomycetes; Boletales; Suillaceae
Product: putative aminoadipate reductase
Exons: 12
Coding region: 141-3545 (1134 amino acids)
Source: RefSeq, a predicted model, not a curated record